AGACUUAUUGCCAGCCGUAUUUCGUGAAGUAUUAGGGUCACGGUUCUAUUAGCAAUGGAAUUGGGUUCAGUUGUAUACGUACUAGGAGACAGAGUGUAAAUCUGGGAUUAAAAGGAGCGAAUUUGAGUAAAAUUUAGAGACAGCUCAGUGCUCGGCAGCGCCCCACGCGCCGCUAGUCCUCCUACACUUACAGUCCACGGGCCGGAAGUCCUCCAGAGUCCGGAAGCGACCGUUAGUCCUCCGGAAGCUGCAGAGAACAAGCCGCUACCCAGGUGUCGAGCGCGUUGCUGAGAGAAGGGUUUGAAGGCACAAGGCGGGCAGGACACCGGCACCGCAGAGGACUCAGCCAGGCGAGCAGAGACUGGGGGCUGAAGAAGCUGUUUUCAGGGGUCAUCGGUGAUGAAUUUACCAGAUUCGCUUGUUUGUGUCUCACAGGAGGACUCUGAGGCUGAUGCAGCAGGACCAAACGUGUGUGUUUACCUUAGAGCCGCUCUGCCCGGGGGUGUAGAGUCAAGGGCAGAUGGAGGAGCACUGAGUCCCCCCAAGGAGUUCAAGGUGUGGCGGAGCAACGCCGAGUUCCCGCCCGAGACCUACAGCCCUCCAGAGAAGAAGCCCCCGCCGCCUCCUGCCCUUGACACGGCCAUAAAGCGAUCCAGCGUCUACGAGAACAACGGCGCCGACGCGCCGCGGCCCCCGGGCAAAGCAAGAUUCCUGCCGGUCGAGGAGCGGGAGGCCCUGGAGUCGGAUGGUGAAAAAGACGAUGAACCAGUUUCCACUAAGAAACAUAAACUAGACUCUGGGCAGCAGACAAAGAAGAAGUUGUAAGCAGGAUGUGCUGGAUUUAGCCAUAAUGAGAAUUUCAGUCAACUUGAAUUCCUCUGCUGGAACGGGAAACAAAUACAUGUUUACUAAAUUUCUCUCUCCUGUCAGGUAGGGAAUUUUAUUUCUGUAAUAUGAUUGCCUUUUGGAAAGCACAACAUUAAAUGGACAGUAUCAUAAUAGAAA
Molecule: messenger RNA, 1005 nt
Organism: Colius striatus (speckled mousebird)
Lineage: Eukaryota; Metazoa; Chordata; Aves; Coliiformes; Coliidae
Product: UPF0690 protein C1orf52 homolog
Exons: 5
Coding region: 400-825 (141 amino acids)
Source: RefSeq, a predicted model, not a curated record